CAGAGCUUGAAGAAGUUGCAGGUCGUCAUUUUCUUGUCCGUGUGAAUCAGACAUUGCUCAAGUGUUGUUGCUGCUGCUGCUAAGAUGUAUACUUCAAUGAAGAAGAUCCAUAAGGAUAAAGGAGCUGAUCCCUCUGAAUUUGAGGAGUCUGUGGCUCAGGCUUUGUUUGACUUGGAGAACACCAACAAUGAGCUGAAAAGUGACCUUAAAGAUCUUUUCAUCAAUUCAGCAUUGCAAGUUGAUAUGUCUGGAAGCCGCAAGGCGGUUGUUAUUCACGUUCCCUAUAGACUAAGGAAAGCUUUUCGCAAGAUUCAUCUUAGGUUGGUUAGAGAACUUGAGAAGAAGUUUAGUGGAAAGGAUGUUGUUUUCGUUGCCACCCGAAGGAUAACAAGGCCACCAAAGAAGGGCUCGGCUGCACAGAGGCCAAGAUCGCGUACUCUGACUUCAGUUCAUGAAGCUAUUCUUGAGGAUCUUGUUUAUCCUGCUGAGAUUAUUGGAAAACGAACAAGAUACAGAGUUGAUGGAUCAAAAAUCUUGAAGGUGUAUUUGGAUACGAAAUCAAGGAAUGAUACUGAAUACAAGCUAGAGACAUUUUCGGGUGUUUACCGAAAGCUUUCUGGGAAAGAAGUUGUGUUUGAAUAUCCAGUUACUACCACAGCCACUACAGAGGCAUAAUCAAAUGAUUUGAAGAAGAAUCUGAAGAUCAGUUUUGACUUUGAGGUUUUUAUUUAGAUCAUAAUGCAAAAGGAAUACCAAUCUGACUUGAAUAUUGUCUCUUUAUUUGAUUCUUUAUGCCUGUUCAUCUUGAAAACAAAAUAUGCAUAGCUGCUAUCCUUUUCUUCUAAUUUGUUGUUUUAGUUGAUCAUAUAUACUGACUUGCUAACUUAGUUGAGUUUUAUCUUU
Impatiens glandulifera is the source of this 903-nucleotide messenger RNA. RefSeq names its product 40S ribosomal protein S7-like. Gene Ontology annotation, biological process: translation; ribosomal small subunit biogenesis; rRNA processing. The transcript has 6 exons. Gene Ontology annotation, cellular component: cytosolic small ribosomal subunit; ribosome; 90S preribosome. The record is from RefSeq and is a predicted model, not a curated record. Gene Ontology annotation, molecular function: structural constituent of ribosome. Lineage: Eukaryota; Viridiplantae; Streptophyta; Magnoliopsida; Ericales; Balsaminaceae. The coding region runs from base 85 to 675 and encodes 196 amino acids.